UUGCCACGUAUCAUCUCAACGGACGAAGCCAUUUGACGCUUAACUUUUCAGAACGAUAAGAAAUCUGAAAGAUCAAUUGUUCAAAGCCUCAAUCGUCGACCAUUAAAAGAUGGAAUCAAGAGAAGGAAGAAAUGUGUCUUACAUUCGUUCAAUAUUUAUUGUGGUUCAAAAGAAACUUGCUCAGUUUUUCAUCGAACAAUGGAACUCUCAUUACAAAUCAACUGAUGGAGAAUGGGAUGACACAAACAUCAGUGGAAACAAAUUUUACAAACAUGAAAUACGUCAAAUGCUUCCUCGAAGAGUAGCAAUGAGUUUUCGCGAUGGAGAUACCAGUAAAUGGGACUGUACAACAUUAUUUUAUGCAAUACAUUUUUCAAAUUCAAUUGGAAAGUAUCUUGAUGAAAAAACAAAGAAUGCUUUAGAUGAACUUCGUCGUGAAAGAAACGAAUACGUACAUUGGAGGGAAAGCGAAUGCUCAGAUGAUUAUUUUGAUAAAAUAGUCUGUAACAUUGAAAAUUCAUUUAAGCAAUUGCGAUUUUCUCUCGAUGAAAUCAUUGAAAUAAAGGCUCAUCGAAGCAGUUUUAAAGAUGUCGGAAAUUCUUCUGGCGUUGAAAAUAAAAAACAAGAGUACCGGAGAUUAGUGGGAGUAUAUGUUUUUAUCCAGAUAGAAAUUAUGUUUUUUGCUCCUGGCUUACAACAUGUUAAAACAAUUAAAAAAACAUCACCAAGUCCAAGUUCUAACAAAAGUUUUCUUCAAAUACAGUCUUCAAUCAACCUUUUACUUUAA
Messenger RNA from Xenia sp. Carnegie-2017, 787 nucleotides. RefSeq lists its product as uncharacterized. The transcript has 3 exons. Bases 110 to 787 code for a protein of 225 amino acids. The record is from RefSeq and is a predicted model, not a curated record. Lineage: Eukaryota; Metazoa; Cnidaria; Anthozoa; Malacalcyonacea; Xeniidae.